AUGUCUCGCUGUGAAAUGGGUAAUGGUAUUUCGAUACGAGAAAAAGAUUUUCAAAUUGAUAGCUUUGAAGAGUAUUUAGAUUUAUACAAAGCAAAGACCCCACAAGAAGUUCGAAUGAAAAUUGAGGCAUGCAUCAUUCCCAAUGAGCUUCACGAUAAUUUAUUCAACGAAGAGUUGUUGACAGAAAUUAUACAAGUCAAACAGUGGAAAGAUCACAAUAUCAACUUGUUUUCUCAUUUAAGAGAAUUGCAAAAAAAACACAAAAGUACGUAUCUCCAAAUAUUAAAACCACUGUUGAUAUAA
Molecule: messenger RNA, 303 nt
Organism: Entamoeba invadens IP1
Lineage: Eukaryota; Evosea; Mastigamoebida; Endamoebidae
Exons: 1
Coding region: 1-303 (100 amino acids)
Source: RefSeq, a predicted model, not a curated record